CACUGAAGUUGUUGGAAAAUGGGCAUAAAGUAUCUUCUUCACUUCUUGGACAAAGCAAAGGUAAAAUAAGUUAAAUAAAUUAGAAAAAGGAAAAAAAAGGGUAACGUGAGAAUGAUAAAUACUCCGUACCAAAGAGGGAAACGUACAACCAUACACACACACCAGUUCCACCUCUGCACUUAUUACCCCUACUAAUAAUUCAUUUCCCCCUGUUUUUUUCCUUCUCUAUCAAAAUUCAAAACAUUACAAGGCCAUAUUCGCCAGAAAAAAAGAUGGGGAAGAAGGGGAAUGGCUGGUUUUCAUCUGUCAAGAAAGUCUUCUCCAAACAGUCCCUUGAUCACAAGGAUUAUUAUUAUUCUCCCCAUCACCCCAAGGAAGACAAUGACAAUAAUCACAAUGAAGCCCCGGAGGUGGUUUCACUCGAGCAUUACUUCACAUCCCCUGAUCUCACCAACGGCGACGACGACGAUUCCGUCGCAGAAGAUCCUAAUAAUAACCAUGCCGCCAUCUCCGUUGCAUUGGUCACCGCUGCAGCGGCGGCUCAGGCAGCCGCGGAGGUGGUGGUCCGGUUGGCUGCGGGGGGAGGGAGCCGGCAGUCCAAGGCGGACAGAGCUGCCACGCGCAUUCAGUCGUAUUACAGAGGGUAUCUUGCAAGACGAGCAUUGCGGGCUCUGAGGGCACUGGUGAGGCUGCAAGCACUGGUGAGGGGGAACAAGGUGAGGAAGAAGGCGUUGUUGACGAUGCAAUGCAUGCAAUCUCUGGUGCGGGUACAGGGAACAAUGGGAGCCCAAAGGGUGCAAAUAGCAGACAAUAAUAACAAUAAAGAAGAUUAUAAUAAAGUGGAGCAGAGUGUGGGAGAAGAAGAAGUGUCCAUGGAGAGAUCACUGCACUUGCUGGAAGAGAGGAUGAAGAAGCUCGGAAGAUCCGCAGAGAAGAAGAAGAAGGUGCUCGAGGAAGACGAUGAUGGCCUUGGGAAUGGGAGUUUGGGGACUGCAGAAACUUCUAGGGGAAACCAUUAUUAUGACUCUGAGAUUAGAAGAGAAAGAUCCCUUGCUUAUGCUGCAUAUGCUAACCAGGACCAACAGCAAGAGUUUUUCAAUUCUGUUGCAGAUGACCAUCAUCAUCAACAUCGUCAUUCAGAGUUUUUAUUCGGCAACGAGGAGCCACAAUGGCGGCGACGGAGUUGGCUCGAGGGCUGGAGGCUGUCUUCUUCACAAGCGGCAGCCGAGUCUCCGCCGCCACGACAAGGCUCUCCGUCUCUCACAACCAUUUCCACCACCGACGAGCUGAGCGAAAAGAGAGUGGAGAUUGAUUUUUCCGGCCGGUGGUUACGCUCCGAACCCGUAAAGCCGACCCGAUACAACAAUUUCGAAUUAAGCCCGAAAUCAACGACCUAUGCACACCGACGAGCAUCCGUACCGAGUUUCAUGGCCCCGACCCAAUCCGCUAAAGCAAAGGCCCGGGCCCAAGAGCGGAACAGGGCUCGUGAAGCACCACCAGCCCAAUGGAACUCAUCGACGAAAAGUGGACCAGCUCGUCAUCCGAUGGGCUCGAGAAGCCCAAACCCGAAAAAGCAUGCACGGCAAGCUAAUACUAGUAAUAAUACUAAUAAUAAAUGGAUGCCCAGUUAUUGCAGUCCAGAAUCAAGUGAGAAGUAAUGGAUGGAUGAUGAAUAAUUUUGUAUUAAAAACUGAUAAUCAGA
Molecule: messenger RNA, 1702 nt
Organism: Cuscuta campestris
Lineage: Eukaryota; Viridiplantae; Streptophyta; Magnoliopsida; Solanales; Convolvulaceae
Source: the annotation of a GenBank genome assembly